ACGUCUGCGCGAGUGACGUUGCUUUGAAUCAGCUGUUGAUGGCCGCUUUAAUAGAGCAGUUUUGAAGUUUUAAUAAUCACCAUGGCGGCAAAUAAAGCUGUCACAGUUCUUGCGCCGAAUGGUCGCCGGCAGAAUGUGAAGGUUACGAUCAACACGACGAUCUUACAGAUUCUGGAGGAAGUAUGUCAGAAGCAAGGUUUCAACGCCGACGAUUAUGACAUAAAACACAAUCGUCAGAUACUAGAUCCUAACACGAUAUUUCGCUUUACUGGUUUACCAAAUAACGCUCAACUAGAGAUGGUAGCCUGCGCAAAGACGCGUUCAAUAUCGAAUGUCACAAUUGGCAUUCAACCAGAGGAGGGAGAGAGAAUAAUGCGCGAAUUUCCGCCUAAAACAACGUUAGCUCAAGCAUUGUUAGAAGUAUAUCCCGAUUCGGAUCUUGAGAGAGCUGUAUUAAUCUACAUGCAUCGAGAAAUAUGCGGGAGAGAAGCAUUAGAAAAGACAACAUUGAAGACAUUAGGCCUCAAUAGUGGAAAGGCAAUAUUGCGAUUGAUGUAUCGCGAUCCCGCACAAUUAAAAACUCAAGCACAUGUAUCUAGCAUUUUGCACCCAAAGUCAGCAGCGAUGGAUAAAACAUCAAGCAAUUGUCCCGAAAGAGUGCCAUCAUCCAUACCCCAAUGUAGUAAGACGCUGGACGAUUCAUCAAUAAAUAUAUCAAAAGUAGAAAAGUCUGAAGCAAAGAUUGAUGAAAAAGAUAAGAAAAUAAAUGUGCCUGAUAAUAAAGAACAAGAAAAGGAUAUAUGUAUAAUGGAAAAAAGUCAUGCCGCUGCAUCUAGUCAGAAAGAGAAUCAUGAGACUAGAAGAGAUCAGUGCAAUGUAGAGGCGAAUACAAAAGUCCAGGAAGAUGUGUACGAAGUGAAGUUUUUAGGGGAGAGAAAUGCUUUGGUAUUUAAUCAAGCUGGGACUCAGGCAUUGCCCAAGGACGAACUGCCGGAUAACUUCUACGAACUCGAUUUGCACGACGCGAAGACUCUGUUGCGAGAUGCUAAGCGUCGCAGGGAACAAUUCGAGGACGCUCCGCUUCUGACAGAGGCGCAGCGUCAGCUGGAUCAAGAUAAGCGCACUUUGGACCGAUUGAAUAAGUAUCGGCGUACUGUAAUUCGUAUACAGUUCCCCGAUCAAUUUGUUCUUCAGGGCUUGUUCGGACCGUUAGAGACCGUUAAAACUGUGAAGAACUUUAUCAAGGAUUAUUUGGACGAUCCAAAUUGUGAAUUUGUUAUCUACACUAGCCCGCCAAAGCAUAUCCUAGAUCCUGACGCGCGAUUAAUAGAUGAAAAUCUUGUUCCCUCGGCUAUCGUUUAUUAUUCCGGUCAAUCGUCGCUCAGGAGGAAUGUAAAAACGAAAUUGACAGAUCCUAGAGCUGCUGGGAUCGAAGCUAUAAGAUCUAGAACCGCUACGAUGCGAAAAGAACAAGAUACAGCAACUGGAGAUGAUAGAGGCACAGUUAUCGAGAGCAGGAGCAAUCAUGUUACUCCGGGACCAAGUGGUACUGGUAAAUCAUCAUCGUCAUCGUCAUCGUCAUCGUCAUCGUCAACAGCUCGGAAUGAAAACAGGACACCAAAAUGGUUCAAACAGGCAGGUCCCAAAUAAUUAUUAAUUAUUUUGCCAAUAGCACCGAGAAAAAGAGUUGGUUUUUCAAAUUGUAAUAUAUAUAAAUAAUAUUCUAUACGGGAUUUUUUUAUGCAAAUUACUAGUGUACGCGCAUGUAUGGUGUGAACAUGUAUGUGGAUACAUGUUUCGUCCUUACAGCAAAUUUAAAAUAUACAAAUCUGUACACAACAAAU
Molecule: messenger RNA, 1844 nt
Organism: Nylanderia fulva
Lineage: Eukaryota; Metazoa; Arthropoda; Insecta; Hymenoptera; Formicidae
Product: tether containing UBX domain for GLUT4
Biological process (GO): intracellular protein transport; glucose homeostasis
Cellular component (GO): nucleus; vesicle membrane; cytoplasm
Molecular function (GO): protein binding
Source: RefSeq, a predicted model, not a curated record